Molecule: messenger RNA, 1904 nt
Organism: Dentiscutata erythropus
Lineage: Eukaryota; Fungi; Glomeromycota; Glomeromycetes; Diversisporales; Gigasporaceae
Source: the annotation of a GenBank genome assembly
AAAAUUAAAUCGUGGCAAACAACAACGCAAGUUCAAGCAUGAAAAAGCUCAAAAAGAACUGGAAGAACUAGAAGAAAACUGCAAAGCUUUGACAAAUGAUUCGAAAUUCGAAAAAUUCGGCGAAUUGCCUCUAUCCCUUUUGACCUUGAAAGGCUUACAGGAAUCAAAUUAUGUUGAAAUGACUGAAAUUCAACGUAAAGCGCUCCCCCUCGUUUUACGUGGAGAGGAUAUUUUAGGAGCAGCCAAAACCGGCAGUGGAAAAACCUUGGCCUUUUUGAUUCCAUUAAUUGAAACAUUAUAUCGACGGCAAUGGUCGCAGUUGGAUGGAUUAGGUGCUCUUGUGAUAGCUCCAACACGAGAAUUGGCAGUUCAAAUUUUUGAGGUUCUUCGAAAAGUUGGACGACACCACUUUUUAUCAGCUGGGCUUAUAAUUGGAGGAAAGGAUUUACAUAUCGAACAAGAACGUAUUAAUAGAAUGAACAUCCUUAUAUGUACUCCUGGGCGUUUGUUACAACAUAUGGACCAAACUGCAGGUUUCAUUUGUGAUAAUUUACAAGUCUUAGUUUUAGAUGAAGCAGAUCUAAUUCUUGACAUGGGUUUUGAGAAAACUGUUAAUGCCAUAAUAGAAAAUAUUCCUAAACAUCGCCAAACUCUUUUAUUUUCAGCAACACUAACUAAAUCUGUCAAAGAUCUUGCUCGAUUGAGUCUUCAGAAUCCAGAACACGUAGCCGUGCAUGAAGAUUCUGAUCACAGUACACCACCAAGUUUAUUGCAGCAUUAUUUGGUGUGUGAAUUACCUGAAAAAUUAGACAUUUUAUUUUCAUUUAUUAAGUCUCAUCUUCAAGCAAAAGCUCUGGUAUUUUUGUCGAGCUGUAAGCAGGUCCGCUUUGUAUUUGAAACUUUUUGCAAAAUGCAACCGGGAGUCAUAUUACUUCAUUUGCACGGAAAGCAAAAACAAACAAAGCGUGUAGAAAUAUUUAAUAAGUUCUCUUCUUUAAAACAUGCAUAUCUGUUUGCCACGGAUAUAGCCGCAAGGGGUCUGGACAUUCCAGCCGUUGACUGGGUAAUACAAUUAGAUGCCCCAGGAAAUGCAGACAUAUACAUUCAUCGCGUAGGACGUACAGCAAGGUAUGAGGCAUCUGGGCUUGCAUUGCUAUUUUUGUUGCCAAGUGAAGAACAAGGGAUGUUGAAAGCUUUAGAUCAAAAAAAAGUACCGAUUGCAAAAACUAAAGUGAAAUCAAGCAAAACAAUGAGUAUACAGAAACAACUGCAAUCUUUUUGUUUUCAAGAUCCUGAAAUUAAGUAUCUGGCACAAAAGGCUUUUAUAUCAUAUAUGCGAUCAAUUUAUCUUCAAAGUGAUAAAUCAAUAUUUAAGGUAGAUGAAUUACCUGCGGAAGAAUUUUCCGCUUCUCUUGGGUUACCUGGUGUGCCAAAAAUUAAAUUUGUCAAAAAAUCACAAGUAAAAAACGCUAUUCGUGAAAAGCCUAAAGAAGUAACUGAUUAUGAAAGCUCAGAAGAUAAUCAGUCAUCAAAUUCUGAUAAUGUUUCAGAUGAAGAAAAAAAAAAGAAUUCAAAACCAAAAACUAGAAUAGAAAGAAUUUUUAAUCGUAAAAAUAUGUCCGUUUUUACUGAUCACUACAAAAAACUUGUGGAUCGAGGAAGUGACAAUAUUACGGAUGAAGACGAUGAAUUCAUUAUUCUCAAACGUGUCAAUCAUGAACUAUCUUUGGAUCUAGAACAACAAAACCGUAAAAAAUUAUCAAAACGUAAGCUUUUGAAAGCCAAAUCAAAGAAAUCUGCGAUUAAGAAUGCGGCUAAAGGAAAUAAGCUAAUAUUCGAUGAUGAUGGAAAUCCUCAUCAAGUGUACGAAUUUCAAGAUGAAAAGGAAUUCCAUUUAGUUGAUA